Molecule: messenger RNA, 1582 nt
Organism: Gordionus sp. m RMFG-2023
Lineage: Eukaryota; Metazoa; Nematomorpha; Gordioida; Chordodea; Parachordodidae
Product: TBC1 domain family member 20-like
Exons: 7
Coding region: 33-1367 (444 amino acids)
Biological process (GO): endoplasmic reticulum to Golgi vesicle-mediated transport; positive regulation of GTPase activity
Cellular component (GO): endoplasmic reticulum membrane
Molecular function (GO): GTPase activator activity
Source: RefSeq, a predicted model, not a curated record
UCUGAUCACUGUAAUUAAUUUCGGGAUGACAUAUGAAGAAAAUCUCAUAUGAAGCAAAGAAAGAUUAUCUAUCACAGCUCUUAGAUGAAUCUUCAUCCGAUAUAACGGCUGUUCUGAGAAUUAAUGCUAUAACAAAGUAUGGAUUAGUGAAUGAUGAAAUAAGGAAAAGAGCAUGGCCAAAGCUUUUAGACGCAUCAUAUAGAGAAAACGAUAUUAUUAUAACAAAUAGGAAUGAUUAUGAAAAUCAUUUCUAUUACAAUCAAGUUGUUAUGGACAUUGAGAGAACAUUGAAACGUUUUCCACCAGGACUUGACCCAUCAGAACGCUUGGUGUUGCAAAACAAAGCCAUAAAUAUCAUAAUGAGCAUUUUGUAUGAAAAUGAUGAUAUACAUUACUAUCAAGGUUAUCAUGAUAUAGCUAUAACAAUUAUUCUUGUGCUAACGGAAGAAAAGCCAUCAUUAUUUAUCUUGAAGCAAAUCACUCCCAAAUUUUUGAAAGAUUUCACUGGUCCUACAGGUUCUUCGGGCUUAGAAUUUGCCUUGUCCUACACUUAUCCCAUAAUAGCUUGUUCAAACCCACGCCUUGCUCUUUUUUUGGAGAAUAAAAUGGACCUAAACCCGCCUCUGUUCUGUCUGCCCCAAAUGAUUACUUGGUUUGCCCGGGCAUCCCACACUGCUUCAUGCAAUAACGUUAAUCAUAGGCAGAUAUACCCCAAUCAAGCAGUGGCUUCUCGCGUUUUCGAAGUAUUCGUGGCUACCCGAGAUCCUAGGGCUCCUCUUUACCUAUGUGCUGCUCAGUUGAUAUCUUCGCCAAAAAUCAAAGAUUUUUUAACCCAUGAAGCAAUGGUCAAUGCUGAGUCAAUUAGAGACACGAUUGACGACCUAUUGGACAAUGACAUGAAUAUACCACCGAAGGAUCUCACGGAGAACCAAGAAGAGAUCUCCGACCCGGCUGUGAUACAUAGUCAGUUGAUGUCCUGUCUUUCUCAGAUUGGGAUGGAUGGGGAGGAAGGACUCGAAGGAGUGUUAAGUAGAGCCUGCCAAAGCAUGGUUCUUUUCCCGUCUGUUAAGAUGGAAAGCGCUAGGAAGGCCUACGCGGAUAGAUGUUCUCAAAGGGAGACUAAAGAAAAAUUAGCCCGCGAGGAAAGAAACGCCAAUUUUACCCAAAAUCAAAAACGUCGAAGAACUGCCAAAGAUAAAAUUAUACCAUUGCCCUUGAACCCGUUUUUUAUAUCUUCUUUUUUCAUUCUACUAUUCGCCAUAGUUAUAGGAAUUUAUAUGUAUUCACGUAAUCACCCAGAAAAUCGUAAGGCUAAUAAUAACAUAACUACAAAUUUUACAGAUAACAAUUUAAUUCUGGGUUUAUAAUUGUUAUAGAAUUAGUUUUUAUGCCAACCCAACGCCCUCGUUCAUCAAUUGGCAUGUUUUAAAAUAUAAACUCACUAGUCAUCAUAACUAAACCUUUCGGCCACAAUAUUUAUUUUAAAAUUCCAUUCCUUUUCUUAGAAAUCAAAAGAUGGCUUGAAAAAGAUUAUACCAAAAUUUGGACCAAUUUAUUUAAUGAAUGCCUAUUAUAUAUAUAU